AAGAAACUUUAUGCCAAAAUCCUGUUGCAGUCUUAUCUAUCUCAGACUUAAGUAGGGGAUUUUUCUACAAUGGCAGAGAGACAGCCAACAGAUGCUCUAGGGGAAGACAACUCUGCUCUGCUUGAUCAGUACAUUGACUGUGCCAAGAAAUUCAUAGACCUUUCCAAGAAACUUGGUCAUAUCAAGGGAGCUAACAAGCUGCAGCGAAUGUGUAAAUCAGAGCUGAAGUAUUUGCAGUCACUAAGAAAGAUUCCUACACAGCUUUGUGGAAACCAUUUAAAGAGCAGCAACUUGAGCCACUUUGCUGGAUGUCUGCACACAGCGUACAAUGCCCCUGGUGUGGUUCAAAUCCUCUGCCCGUUUUCUAUGGAUGGACGAACAGAAAACCUUGUGGUGGACGUGGUGGCCAAUCAAGGUCAUACAUGGGUCAAGGUCAUAGCAAGGAAAGCACAGGCCUUGCACUUGAUUUGGGCAGGAAGAGGACAGUUUGGAGAGAGAGAUCUAGUUAGACAAGCCAGAGACUACCUUCGCUGUGCGGUACAUCAUCCAGUCAACUUCCAGAAACCCAAAAUCCACUUUGCUUUCUAUAAUCAGGUAACAAUACCAAUGGCAGCUUGCCUGGAGAAGUUGGGGGUCUCUGUGUCAGGUGACCGGAUACCAGUUGAUGAAGGAACAGCAAACCAGAUUAACAUGGCGUGUCUUUCUUCAGAUGAGGACAGUGAAGACGAGACCUGCCCUGAUAAAAAUAUCAGUGGUAACGAUGAUUCAGAUGUAAACCAAGAUGACUUUUCAUUGCACACCGAAUCAGAAAGAAGAUUUAAAGGGGACAGAUUUUCAUCAGAACCCUCUGCAGAUCUGAACUGUGAUAUUACCUCAAGUACCUCAAGUCUUUCAAAAAAUGACCCUUUAUUCUCGGACUUAGAUUUAUUAGGAUCUUUAAUAUCAUGUUUGCCGAGAUUUGAUUGUCUAUCACACUGCACAAAAGGAAAUGAUUCCAAAAAAGUUAACCUGGAUAUUACAACUUUGAUUACACUGGUGUCUUCUGUAACUCAUGAUGGAUGCCAUUUUGAGUUUUCGGAGAAGAUCCUGGCCCAGCAAGCUGCAGAAGAAAGGGAGGAACCAGUUUUACCCAAACUUAAGAAGUUUCUUCAAGGGAAGACGAUGUUAGUGUGUAAGACAGCUUUGGAGGAUUUUCAGUCGAUUCUGGACACUUUAGGUGGUCAAAAGGAAAAGGAACGGGCCAAAGAACUGCUGUCUCAAGUCACUGUUGUCAAUGACGAUCCUUCAGAAAGAACUGUGGAGAUGCCAUAUUCACUUAAAAUAAAAGAAAGGUCAAAGGUGAUUUUUGGGACAGGUGAUAAACUACAAGCAGUGACUGUAACAGCCAACUCGAGUUUUGUGAGAGCCGCACAACAUCAGGGUGUGGCAUAUGCAGUGUAUUUACAUCCAUCAAGGGCCUUAACUGAAGAGAAAGAGAAGAGUGCAGUCCCUUUGGUCUCUAGUGAAUAACUGGUUGACUCCGAUAUUAUCUCCAUUGAUUUGGAAUGUAGAUCAUGUCUUUCUUGUUCUGAACUGAUGUGUAAUAUCAGCUAAGUUUAUAAAGUUCACAUGUAUAAAUGAAAUAUUCU
Saccostrea cuccullata (small rock oyster) is the source of this 1628-nucleotide messenger RNA. Its product is annotated as UPF0415 protein C7orf25 homolog. The record is from RefSeq and is a predicted model, not a curated record. Bases 70 to 1509 code for a protein of 479 amino acids. The transcript has 8 exons. Lineage: Eukaryota; Metazoa; Mollusca; Bivalvia; Ostreida; Ostreidae.